Dromiciops gliroides (monito del monte) is the source of this 1293-nucleotide messenger RNA. RefSeq names its product transmembrane protease serine 11D-like. Bases 1 to 1293 code for a protein of 430 amino acids. Gene Ontology annotation, molecular function: serine-type endopeptidase activity. The record is from RefSeq and is a predicted model, not a curated record. The transcript has 10 exons. Gene Ontology annotation, biological process: proteolysis. NCBI's taxonomy places the organism in Eukaryota, Metazoa, Chordata, Mammalia, Microbiotheria, Microbiotheriidae.
AUGGCAAGAUCCAGGCCAGGACGGGUAGCAUCAGCCACCAGAUCACUGAAUCCAGCUUUAGCUGGCUUUAUUGUGGUGGGUGGAGUGGUGAUCCUGGCAGUGACCAUUGGUCUCCUUGUCUACUUUUUAACAUUUGAUCAAAAACCAUACCUUUACCAAAGCAACCUCCACAUCACAAAUGUAGAAUAUACAAAGCAGCUGGAUUCACCAACUUCACAAGAAUACAGAACUUUAAGUAAAACUAUUGAAAAUGUGGUGAAUAAUACCUUCAUAGCGUCAAAUUUAAGAAGACAAUUCAUCAGAGGUUAUGUUGUAAGAAUUCGGCAGGGUGAUCAAGGAGUGAUAGCAGCUGUUCUCCUGAAAUUUCGGUUCAGGGGUAGAACCACAGGGGCGUCAAUGAAGAGCAGCAUUGAGCAGGUUUUAAGUCGCCUGCAGAGUGCUGGGUCUAUGACAAUUAAUCUUUCGCCUGAAGACCUUAAACGCAAGUAUCAUGUUUUAUACACUCUUCUUCCUGAGGCUGCACAAGAAUUUUUCAUCAAAGGAUGUGGGUCCCGCUCUGAACUGAUGACAUUGUCCUAUGAAAGAAUUGUAGGAGGAACGCAAGCCAGACCUGGAGAUUGGCCAUGGCAAGGAAGCCUUCAGCUCAACAAUGUUCACCACUGUGGAGCUACCCUAAUUAGCAACUCAUGGCUCCUAACCGCUGCUCACUGCUUCCGAAGUGUCCGUGACCCACGCCAAUGGAGUGUUACCUUUGGAUAUUCCCUAAGUUCUCCAGAAAAAAGAGUAACAGUAAUGAGGAUUAUAAUACAUCCUAAUUAUGUAUCAACACGUCAUGAACAUGACAUUGCACUCGUGCAGCUGAGUAGUAAAAUCACCUUUACCAAAAGCAUCCAUAGAAUCUGUCUCCCAGAGGCCAAUCUGAUCAUCCCUGUACAUGCCACGGUUUAUGUGACAGGAUGGGGAGCUACGAGAAUUGGUGGCACUGGUGUGCAGAUUCUUGAGCAAGGUACGGUCCAAGUCAUAAGUAAUGAUGAAUGUAAUUCACCAGAGAAAUAUGAUGGAGAAAUCGCACCUGGCAUGGUAUGUGCUCUAAAACCUGGAGGCGGCACUGAUGCUUGUCAGGGAGACUCUGGCGGACCAUUAGCAAUGGUUGACACAAGGCAGAUCUGGUCGAUUUUGGGAAUAGUGAGCUGGGGAUAUGAAUGUGCCUUGGCAGACAAACCUGGAGUCUAUACUUAUGUGCCCUCCUAUCACAACUGGAUAACUCAACAUACUGGAAAUCUAGUACAAUAA